CGGUGUCAUCAUCGGCACAUGCCUUGAUGAUCAGAGAAGAAGGAAGCGCCACUUUUCUCUGCUCCUUUUUCUUUUUCAGAAUCAUCAUCUAUUUCUGGGCUGGCCGGAAAGCGAAAUGCCAUCACCGCUGAACUUUUAGCCGAGAAAGAAGAAAGAAAAAAACAGAGAGAGAUCAUGGGGGAGAAAGCUUAAAAUUAGAACGCCAGAGCGUCCCCAGGCAAUAAUUGAGCGGACAAGGCCAUCCCAAUCACUGCCAUAAACAUGUGUUCCGUGGAGUAUUAUAUAAGUGAUCGAUCGAAGAGGUUGCUGAUAAUAUAAAGGAGGUGGAGAGGCCGGCCCCUCUGGCCUUUGCUCUCCUUCCUCCCACACCUGCCCUGCCCUGCCCAAGAUUCGGCACAGCCAAAUCUCCCCAAAGAAUUAGAGUAGCUGCAUUGGCGGGGAAAGCGCAAGAAGCUCAGCAGCAAUGGCGGAGCAGGCGGUCACCGGGAGGUACUGGUGCCACAUGUGCGCCGUGGCGGUGAGCCCCGCGGGGGCGGCGGAGGGCGAGGUGGAGAUCAAGUGCCCGCACUGCCACAGCGGCUUCCUCGAAGAGAUACAGACCGCUCGCAGCGCCGCGGCCGACGACAGCGACGGCGGCGGCGAGCCUCACUUGUACCCCGGCGCGGACCGUCCGAGCUCCGUCUGGGCGCACGACAUCCUCAGCACGGUCGACAGUUCCGUCCGCCGCCGUCGCAAUCGGCGGCAACCGGAGGCCGGCGACGUCCAGGACUGGGACGAGCACGAGUUCGCGCGACGCCGGCGGCGCGUCACCGCGUUCCUGCGGCUCCUGCACGAUCUCCGGGAGCGCCAGCUCCAGCGACUGGAGAUGGCCGCCUCCUCCGGCGUCGGCGGCGUCGGCGGCGUCGGCCUUGAUGCCGAGCACGUGAGCCCUUUCGGCCGAAGCCUCUUCUUCGCCUCCGCCGGCGGCGGCGAGCAGGGCGUGGUGCUGGGCGACUACUUCCUCGGUCCCGGCCUCGAUGCCCUGGUGCAGCAGCUGACCGAGGGCGACGCGGGGCGUCACGGCACACCUCCGGCAAAGAAGGAGGCCGUCGAGGCGAUGCCGACAGUGGAGGUCGACGGCGAGGACGCGGCCAGCUGCCCGGUCUGCCUGGAGGACUACGCAGCCGGCGAGCGCGCCCGGGAGAUGCCAUGCAGGCACAGGUUCCACACCAAUUGCAUCGUGCCGUGGCUUGAGAUGCACAGCUCCUGCCCCGUCUGCCGGUUCCAGCUGCCGGCCGACGAGGACAACAAGAGUUCGUGCGGCAGUGGCGGCGGCGGCCAUGUCAGUGCCAAUGCUGAUCACGAUGGUAAUGACGAUGGCGAUGGCGAUGGCAGGGCAGUCGCAGCAGGCAAUGCCGAGCCGGAGCACAAUGGCACUGCGGAAGCAGAACAGAACGGCAGGCGGUUGCCGGCAUCCAUACAGUGGCUCAACAGCAUGUUCUCGCCGUCAGCGCCGGCAUCAGGCAGGGGCAGUAGCGGCGGCGGCGGCGGCGGCAGCGGCUCGCAGUACUGGGAGGAUUGAGCAAUGUGGAUGAUGGCUGCUGGUUGAGCCCCUCGGUGGCAAUCAAUGUACAUAAGAGAGAAGCAUGCUGAGUUGGUGCCAUGGAAAUUUGGAGCCUUUUUGUUUGUCUAUGUUAGAUUUGCUCUUGUAAUAUUAUGUGUGAUACAUCUAUUAACCUAUAUAUUUUUUAGA
Molecule: messenger RNA, 1732 nt
Organism: Phragmites australis (common reed)
Lineage: Eukaryota; Viridiplantae; Streptophyta; Magnoliopsida; Poales; Poaceae
Product: E3 ubiquitin-protein ligase SIRP1-like
Exons: 2
Coding region: 464-1561 (365 amino acids)
Biological process (GO): protein ubiquitination
Cellular component (GO): cytoplasm
Molecular function (GO): ubiquitin protein ligase activity
Source: RefSeq, a predicted model, not a curated record